Messenger RNA from Sinocyclocheilus rhinocerous, 6221 nucleotides. It is a transcript of the gene cacna1fa, whose product is annotated as calcium channel, voltage-dependent, L type, alpha 1F subunit a. Gene Ontology annotation, molecular function: high voltage-gated calcium channel activity. The transcript is spliced from 46 exons. The record is from RefSeq and is a predicted model, not a curated record. Gene Ontology annotation, cellular component: membrane; voltage-gated calcium channel complex. NCBI's taxonomy places the organism in Eukaryota, Metazoa, Chordata, Actinopteri, Cypriniformes, Cyprinidae. Gene Ontology annotation, biological process: calcium ion import across plasma membrane.
CUCAACUCAACAGGUUCUGCAGGGCAAAGGAGAGCUGGAGGAGCCAAGAAGCACACACAAGCUAACAAAUCAGUCCUGCGUGCACCCAGAGCUCUGUGCUGUCUGACUCUCAGCAACCCUAUACGCAUGGCAGCACUGGCCCUGGUGGAGUGGAAGCCUUUUGAUAUAUUCAUUCUACUGGCCAUCUUUGCCAACUGUGUUGCCCUUGGUGUGUCCAAACCAUUUCCUGAAGAUGAUUCCAAUGCCACCAACCACAAUCUGGAACAAGUGGAGUAUGUGUUUCUGGUCAUUUUCACCAUCGAAACAUUCACAAAGAUUCUGGCGUACGGUCUGGUCAUGCAUCCCAGCGCCUACAUCCGCAGCGGCUGGAACUUGCUGGAUUUUGUCAUUGUCAUUGUUGGUCUUUUCAGCGUUUUAGCUGAGAUGGGAGAGCACAAACCAGGAGAGGCCCAUCACGCUGCAGGUAAACCAGGAGGUCUGGAUGUCAAAGCCCUGAGAGCUUUCAGAGUACUGCGACCCCUGCGGCUCGUGUCCGGUGUGCCGAGUCUGCAGAUUGUGUUGAACUCCAUCAUGAAGGCCAUGGUGCCUCUGCUCCACAUCGGUCUGCUGGUCAUGUUUGUCAUCAUCAUUUACGCCAUCAUUGGGCUGGAGCUCUUCAUAGGCAGGAUGCACAAGACCUGCUACUAUGUAGGGACAGAUCUAAUGGUGGACGAUGAUCCAACACCAUGUGCUUUUGCUGGUAACGGUCGUUUCUGUGUGGGGAACAACACCGUGUGUCAGGGAGGAUGGGAGGGACCCAAUGGAGGCAUCACCAACUUUGACAACAUCUUCUUUGCAAUGCUGACUGUAUUUCAGUGCAUUACAAUGGAGGGCUGGACUGAUGUGCUCUACUGGGGUAAGGACGACUUGUGAUAUCAUUUGUUGGGCAUUAUUGUACAUAUUGUAAUGCGUGUGUCUCUUUCACAUCACAGUGAGUUCUCUAAAGAGAGAGAGAAGGCCGUGUGCCGCGGUGAGCUGCAGGAGGCCCAGGAGAAACAGCAGAUGGAGGAGGACAUGAUCGGAUACAUGGACUGGCUCAUUGAAGCAGAGGACAUGGAUGAGGAUGGAAAUAAACGUGCUGUGGUGGCUAAGAAAAAGAUGAUGAAAAAAUAUGGCUGGUACAAACACAGUGAAGAUGGAGAAUCGGAUUCAGACUCUGAGUUUGAAGCGUUCCUGGAUGAUGACAACGGCUGCUGUGCAUCUAUUAUGGCACGACUGAUGGGUAUAAGUUUCUGUGAGCAGCUGUACCACUUAAAUCUGGUCAUCAGGAAGAACUGCCGUGUGGCCGUCAAAUCCACCAAUUUCUACUGGCUGGUGCUGCUGCUGGUGUUCCUCAACACGGCCGCCAGCGCCUCUGAACACUACAGCCAACCGCAGUGGCUCACCGACAUACAGGAACGAGCAAAUAAGAUCCUUCUGGCUCUGUUUACGCUGGAGAUGCUGAUGAAGAUCUACAGCUUCGGCUUUCAGAUCUACUUCAUGGCGCUCUUCAAUCGUUUCGAUUGUUUCGUGGUUUGUGGUGGGAUUCUGGAGACGGUGCUGGUGGAGAUGGACGUGAUCCCGCCCAUCGGGAUCUCUGUGCUGCGCUGCGUCCGUCUGCUCCGUAUCUUCAAAGUCACAAGACACUGGGCUGCCCUGUCAGACCUGGUGAGCUCUUUGCUGAACUCUAUGAAGGCCAUUUGCUCCCUGCUGCUGCUGCUCUUCCUCUUUCUCAUCAUCUUCGCUGUCCUGGGCAUGCAGCUCUUCGGCGGAAAGUUCAACUUUGAUGAGACUCAAAUGAAAAGAAGCACCUUUGACACUUUUCCAUCUGCCCUGCUCACCUGUUUCCAGAUCCUAACAGGAGAGGACUGGAACUCUGUCAUGUAUGAUGGCAUCAUGGCGUAUGGUGGACCAGUGUUUCCCAAUAUGAUUGUCUCUAUUUACUUUGUCAUUCUUUUCGUCUGUGGUAACUACAUCUUGCUGAACGUCUUCUUGGCUAUCGCUGUGGACAACUUAGCCAGAGAUGGUGGCAAAAAGAAAAAAGAAGAGAGAAAAGAAGAGGAGGAGGAAUGGGAGGAUGAUGAAGAAAGAGAGGAAGACGAAGCUGGAAAUGAUAUGGACGAUUGGGAAGAGAACGAAGAGUUGAGAGCAAUUGAAGGGCUUGAGGGUAUAGGCACUCCCAUGAAAGUCGAAAGUUUUCAACCCAAAGAAAAAAUUGUACCUAUUCCUGAUGGAAGUUGCUUUUUCAUCCUUGGAAAGAAAAACUGUCUCAGAGUCGCCUGCCACAACCUCAUUCAUCAUCAAUACUUCACCAACUUCAUCCUCAUCUUCAUCAUAUUCAGUAGUUUUUCAUUGGCUGCUGAAGACCCAAUCAAAACUCAUUCUGUCAGGAAUGUUAUGCUGGGCUAUGCUGAUUACGUCUUUACCACCGUCUUCACUAUUGAGAUCAUGUUGAAGAUGACUGUGUAUGGAGCUUUCCUUCAUCAAGGUUCCUUCUGCAGAAACGCCUUCAACCUCCUGGACCUUCUGGUCGUCAGCGUGUCCCUCACCUCUUUCUUUUUGCAUUCUAGUGCCAUUUCUGUGGUGAAGAUUCUUCGAGUAUUGCGAGUGCUCAGGCCUCUUCGAGCCAUCAACAGAGCAAAGGGACUCAAGAGCGUGAUUCAGUGUGUGUUCGUGGCCAUCCGCACUAUUGGCAACAUCCUCAUCGUCACCACUCUCCUCCAGUUCAUGUUUGCUUGUAUCGGUGUGCAGCUUUUCAAGGGCCAGUUCUACAGAUGCACGGAUGAGGCGAAACAUACGCCUGAAGAGUGCAAGGGUAUGUUUGUGGUGUUCAAAGAUGGUGAUAUGAACCAUCCAAUGGUGAGGGAGAGAGUUUGGGAGAACAGCGACUUUAACUUUGACAACGUGCUGAUGGGGAUGCUGGCGCUCUUCACCGUCUCCACGUUUGAGGGCUGGCCACAGCUCUUGUACAAAGCCAUUGAUGCUAACGCAGAGAACAGAGGACCCAUCUAUAACUACCGUGUUGAGAUUUCCAUCUUCUUCAUCAUCUACAUCAUCAUCAUCGCCUUCUUCAUGAUGAACAUCUUCGUGGGUUUUGUCAUCAUCACCUUCCGUGAACAAGGAGAGGCUGAGUUUAAAAACUGUGAACUAAAUAAGAAUCAGCGGCAGUGUGUGUAUUACGCAUUGAAAGCUCAGCCCAUAAAGAUUUACAUCCCCAAAAACCCCUCUCAACUCAAAUUCUGGAAGAUCAUCAAUUCCUCUCAGUUUGAGUACAUCAUGUUUGUGCUCAUUCUGCUCAACACGCUCACACUGGCUGUACAGCACUAUGAGCAGUCCAAACUCUUCAACUUUGUGAUGGACAUCCUGAACAUGAUCUUCACUACGCUCUUUACGGUUGAGAUGAUCAUCAAACUUCUGGCUCUGAGACCUUACCACUAUUUUAUAGAUGCCUGGAACUCUUUUGAUGCGCUGAUAGUGGUGGGCAGUUUGGUGGACAUCAUGAUUGCAGAGUUCAGUGGUGGAGGAGGCCAUGGUGAGGGGAAAGAAGGGGAGAGCGCCAAAGUGUCCAUCACUUUCUUCCGUCUCUUCCGAGUUAUGCGACUGGUCAAGCUGCUCAGUAAGGGUGAAGGCAUUCGAAUCCUCCUUUGGACGUUUGUUAAAUCUCUACAGGCAUUGCCAUACGUCGGCCUGCUAAUUGCCAUGAUCUUUUUCAUCUAUGGCGUGAUUGGGAUGCAGACAUUUGGGAAGAUAGCUAUAGAUGACAACACAGAGCUCAGUCGGAACAACAAUUUCCAAACCUUUUUCAUGGCUGUACUGCUGCUCUUCAGGUGUGCAACAGGUGAACAGUGGCAGCAGAUCAUGCUUGCGGCACUGCCAGGACACCGAUGUGACCCAGAGUCUGACUUUGAGCCGGGAGAGGAGUAUAGCUGCGGAAGCAACCUGGCAUACCUCUAUUUCAUCAGUUUCUUUGCACUCUGUGCCUUCCUGAUCAUUAACUUGUUCAUCGCAGUCAUCAUGGAUAACUUUGAGUAUCUGACCAGAGACUGGACUGUGCUGGGCACUCAUCACCUCGAUGAGUUUAAACGAGUCUGGUCAGAUUACGACCCAGAGGCCACGGGAAGGAUUAAACAUCUAGAUGUAGUCACCAUGUUGCGCAGAAUUCAGCCUCCGCUGGGCUUUGGGAAACUCUGUCCACAUCGAGUAGCCUGUAGGAGACUGGUUGCUAUGAAUGUUCCUCUCCAUCCUGAUGGCACCGUGUCCUUUAACGCCACUCUGUUUGCACUCGUCAGAACGUCACUCAAGAUUAAAACAGACGGCCCCAUUGACCAGCAGAACGAGGAGCUGAGAGCUAUCAUUAAAAAGAUCUGGAAACACACCAAACCCAAACUUCUAGAGGACGUUAUACCUCCCCCUUCAGGGAAUGAGGUGACUGCAGGAAAGUUUUAUGCCAGCUUCCUGAUUCAGGACUACUUUAAAAAGUUUCGCAAACGGAAGGAGAAAGAGAGGAAGAAGAAAGGCAAGGACAAGUCAGCCUCUCUCCAGGCCGGGUUACGCACACUACAGGAUCUGGCCCCAGAGAUGCGUCUGGCUAUUGCGAUGGAGGAUGAGGAAGGGCUGGAGGGGGAGAUGAUGGAAGAAGAGGAGUUCUUCAGGAGUGACAGCGUCUUCAGUGAUGCUCCUCCCACACCGACCAUGUCCACUCCCAGAAGCACCCCCAUGCCGCCCCAUCUGGACGAGACCACAGUGAGCAUUGAGCUUCCUCCUAGAGUACCCAGUGGGAGCUUUAUGCUGGAGGAGGCCCUGGUGGACUCCCGCCCGGCCUCUGCCCUGUCCGAAAACACAGUGAUAAGUGAACAGCCUCAGACGUUGUCUCCCCUGCCCAGCAGGUGGGCCUCCAGUCACAGCAAACUCACCCCGUUGUGGAUACUGAAUAACAACCAAAGGGCUGACACAACCAGAGCUUGUGACUAUAUUCCUUCCCCAUCCCCGGAUGGAGGAUUGCAAAAUGAAACCACAGGAGGAGUCAUCACUCCAGGAGGACAUGGAGGAGUAGUAGCAGGAGGAGGAGUCACAGAGAUGACAUAUCCUACAGAGCAAGGCAGUGUCAGCCAGGGGGAGCCUCAGAAGGCUGUCUCAAAUGAUAGACUGUGGUUUCCUGAGGUUCCUCCAGCACAAACACCAGCACUUAAUGGGAGCAGUGAAAGUGUGGCGCCAGUUCAGCCCAAUAACAUUAACAACACCACUUACCAAGGCAACAUCCAAGAUGCUGGUGGCUACCAAGGUCAUGUCUACCCUGGAAAUGGCUACAAUGCCAAUGUUACCAAUGGGACUGGUUAUCCAGGCAACCGUUAUUCCAGCAACGGCUACAGCAGCAAUGGAUACAGUGGUAAUGGAUACCAUAGUAAUGGAUACAAUGGUAAUGAAUACAAUGGCAAUGGUUUCUCUGCAAGGCGACGCAUGCUUCCCCCGACUCCCUUAGGCCGAAAGCCCAACUUUAACAUCCAGUGUUUGAGAAGGCAGACCAGUAAUGAGGAUUUGCCCAUUCCAGGCACUUACCAUCAAAACUCCCCACCCUGCAGGGCACAAGCACAGACAAACAACAGCUACGACUCAAGGCGGAGCAGCAUUUCAUCUGUGGUUUCUUCAGCCUCUUGGGCGAACAACCAGGCCAGACGGGGCCGUCUCCUCUACGCCCCUCUUAUUCUGGUGAACGAGGUGGGGGGCACUCAGGCAAUGUGGGGCGACACCAAUGGCAGCGCCAGCCUGCCGGCGUCGGCCCGUCCCGGGUGGAUCGGCAGUGGAAUGGCAGGCGUGGCCCAGCAGCCUCGGGCGUACACCACUCUCAAAGUGCCCUCCCAAAACAGCCCCGGAUACAUGGAGAAGGGAAGCGCUGACAGCCUCGUGGAGUCGAUCCUGAUCUCUGAAGGCUUGGGUCUAUAUGCCAAAGACCCCAAAUUUGUUGACUUUGCAAAGCGGGAAAUCGCAGAUGCCUGUCACUUGACUAUUGAUGAAAUGGAGAGCGCUGCAACUAACCUUUUAAGUAAUGGAAGGGCAGGACAACCGAACGAACGCUUUGAGGAGGAUCUGGCUGAUGAGAUGAACUGUGUUAUAUCAUACUAAACGAGCUUCAGUUUGUUGGGGAGGGCAGAACAUAGAUUGUCAGUGUGAUUGUGUUGUUCUCUGCCCAGCUGAACUGAACAUGA